AUGUCUACUUCACGGUCUCUGAAAAUUGGCAUAGUUGGAUUCGGUUCCUUUGGUCAGUUUCUGGCUAAGACUAUGAUCAAACAAGGUCACACUCUAACUGCAACUUCUCGAACUGAUUACUCUCAUUCAUGCCUCCAAUUGGACAUCCAAUUCUUCAGGGAUGUUAGAACAUUCAUUGAGGCAAACAACGAUGUCAUACUCAUAUGUACAUCCAUUCUGUCUUUUUCUGAGGUUCUUAGUUCUUUGCCACUUUCUUGUCUGAAACGACCAACAACACUCUUUGUUGAUGUCCUUUCAGUCAAGGAGCACCCAAGAGACCUUUUAUUACGGGUACUGCCAGAGGAGUCAGAUAUACUCUGCACGCAUCCCAUGUUUGGACCAGAAAGUGGAAAGGAUGGGUGGAAAGAUCUCACUUUCAUGUAUGAUAAAGUUAGAAUACGUGACGAAGAUACCUGCUUUAAUUUCCUUCAUGUUUUUGCUAGUGAGGGUUGUAGGAUGCUACAAAUGUCUUGUGAGGAGCAUGAUAAAAUAGCUGCGAAGAGCCAGUUUAUCACACACAGUGUAGGCAGGACAUUGGCAGAAAUGAAUAUUGAGUCUACACCUAUUGACACAAAGGGCUUUCAGACACUUGUUCAACUGAAGGAUACCACCAUGCGAGAUAGUUUUGAUCUGUAUAGUGGAUUAUUUAUAUGUAACAGAUUCGCUCACCAAGAGCUGGAAAAUCUCCAACAUGCCUUGCACAAAGUUAAAGAGAUGCUGGUUCAAAGGAUGAGUGAGGAGCUGAGUCCCAAACAUGACUGA
This is a messenger RNA of Vicia faba (fava bean), 801 nucleotides long. NCBI's taxonomy places the organism in Eukaryota, Viridiplantae, Streptophyta, Magnoliopsida, Fabales, Fabaceae. The record is from the annotation of a GenBank genome assembly.